CUUGGAUCUGCGUAGCGGGCCCCGUGCUACCAGUAAAAUACGAUGAUAUUUUGAAGAGGCACUUAUCUCAUAAGGCCGAUUCCUGGUACGUAUGUACAAUGUAUGUCUCUUAACAAGUAUUCAAAGCGUGAGUACUUGAUGAAACUCCAAAACAAAAUUCAAGUUGGAAGCCAACUAUAUCCGGCUUCUGUGUCCAGAGCUACCUAGGUACUGCAGUGACGGAUUUGACGGACCGCAGAAAGUCUGUCUCAAUUAUACCUAGGUGCUCGGGUGGAAAAGGAAGACCUUUGGGAAGUGGCGGAGUUCGAUAGUGCGACAAGACAAGACGAGACGAGAGAAGAGAAGGUUACAACUUGUGGCCGCGGUCAAUCCCGCGGCUUGUCAGAAAUAGAACCAAGAACCACCCCGGUCUGCUCACGGUGAGUGAGUCCAGCGACCGGUGCACUGCAGGGCAAAACUCAGCUCCUCGCCGUCGGCGGCGACAACUUUCAACAGGAGUCUUACGGGAUACUAUUUACCUGGCACUGCAGCGACAGAUACGAUAUACAAAGGGCUGUGUGCAUGCAUUUUACAUACAUACGGACUAUAUAUGAUAUACCGCCCCACCAAUCGAUAGCAGGUAUUGCGGGCGCCGACAAUAUCAGCAUCGAAAAUGCAACUUGAACCUCACCCUCAAGCCAAAAACGGGUCAGACCUAUGGUCAGACCGUCUAAAGGCACUCUCGCACGCCGAGCUCCAACUGCACUACCUGGCCGAGGGCGCCGCCAACAUCAUCUACAGCGUCUCCGUCCCUGUGCCUUCAGCUGCCACUGCGGAACUUGACCUGCAAGAAAUUGCUCGGUUAUGCGUCUUACGGCUGCGCAAGGACUUGCCUUCCACAAAGCCGGCUGUCGAAGUGAUGCGCGACUUUGAGGAACGCAUCACUCCUCUGUUCUCCGGACACGAGGGGCUCCUUUUGAAGCAGACACUGUACGGGCUAACACCAAAAAUGGUGGAAAGCGCAAAUGCCGAGUUACGACAGAUGGAGAAGAUGGCCGAAGAUUCAUCAUCUUCGACUUCAUCAACAAACAAGACUGAGAUCGCCAAUGCCACCCGACCUCAGCCUCGGCCUCGGCACAGACACCACGUCUGCCUCCCACCAUAUGAGAAGGAGCAGUAUGGAAUUCUUAUGCAAAACCUAAAAGCCCCCACCGACGACAGUGGCGUCGAUCACGUGGAGCUCGUCGAAUUCAAGCCGAAAUGGCUGGUCCAGAGUCCCAGCGCACCCCAGGAUGCCACCAUGUGUCGAACAUGUGCUUUGAAUGCAAUGCGGAGAAAGGCCGGUAAGCACCAGGGCAGAGGCGAUUCAGGGUUCUGUCCGUUCGAUCUGCUGGCUGGUUCUGAAGAGAACCAUGUUCUUCAGCGGGCACUCGAGAAGAUCUAUCCAGAAACGACAAAAGAUUUCGUGGCGGCUUUUCGGCAGCGAGUUCAGCCGGCGUUGAAACAUUUGGCAAAACUGCAGAGAGAAUAUGGGUCGGUGGGAUUAGAUGAUUUUCGGGAUCCGAAUCCACAGGGCAAACACCUCGAUUUGGCGAUGGCGUUGAGGGACUGUAGUGUAUUUUUGGGUCUGCGCCGCGGGGGCAGAGGGGAUGCGGGUCCGAACGAGGAUCCGUCUUCGACUCACUUGCAAUUGGGUGACGAACAACGUGCAGCAGAUGGCCAUGAGACACACGAUGUCGUCGAGCUGGUCGACGUCAAAUUCGCCGAUCUGGACUUGAAGACCCCGGAGGCCGGAAAGCUCCAGAAAUGGGCGGCCAUGGAGCAAGAGUUGCUGGAUAACGGGUGGUACUAUUGCGAUUCGCAAUCCGAAGGAGAAGGAUCCAACUGUGCGCUGAGCCGGCACAGGCCGAAAAGGUCAUCAUCGUGAUGGACAGUAGCAGCAGUCACCAUCAUUGCCAUAUAUAUACGUUGCAUCCUUCGGCUCGUCAGAGCCUUCAUGUUCUUUGAUGUUCCCUUUCACCAAUUAUGAUGAAUCGCAAACACCCCAUCC
Messenger RNA from Exophiala dermatitidis NIH/UT8656, 2029 nucleotides. RefSeq lists its product as uncharacterized. The record is from RefSeq and is a predicted model, not a curated record. The transcript is spliced from 2 exons. Lineage: Eukaryota; Fungi; Ascomycota; Eurotiomycetes; Chaetothyriales; Herpotrichiellaceae. Gene Ontology annotation, biological process: inositol phosphate biosynthetic process. Bases 653 to 1906 code for a protein of 417 amino acids. Gene Ontology annotation, molecular function: inositol-1,3,4,5,6-pentakisphosphate 2-kinase activity; ATP binding. Gene Ontology annotation, cellular component: nucleus.